UGCCUAAAAAAUAAUUGAGUUAAAGCUAAACUAAAAAAGGGGUAAAGAGCACGAAACGAAAUGAUCAACAAUUCAACGAAUGUUGCCACGGCCUUGGCGACGGCCACAGGCACCGUGCAGACACUGGACAGGGGACAGCAGCAGCAGCAGCAGCAACCGGGGGCAGCAGCUAACAGUACGGCAACAUAUGGCAGGGGCAUUAGCUCCGACUGCAGCAGUACAUCCAACAGCGGCAUCCCAGCAUAUCACUAUCAUAGAAAAUUGCAACACCUGCUCCUCGUCGCGCUGCUCAUCUGCCUGUCCUCCGCCUGCUGUUGGCCCCAAGCGGUCCAAGCGCGACGCCAUGCGCCCCUCAUGUUCGAGGAGGCCGACACGGCCAGGCGCUCCAAUCGACCAGCGGUUACCGAAUGCCAGUUUGGCAAAGUUCUCCGUGAAUUGGGUUCCACUUGGUAUGCGGACCUGGGACCGCCAUUUGGCGUCAUGUACUGCAUCAAAUGUGAAUGUGUCGCGAUACCCAAAAAGCGACGCAUUGUUGCACGCGUCCAGUGUCGCAACAUCAAGAAUGAGUGUCCGCCAGCAAAAUGCGAUGAUCCCAUCUCAUUGCCCGGCAAAUGUUGCAAGACCUGUCCAGGCGAUCGUACCGAUACGGAUGUGGCUUUGGAUGUGCCAGUGCCCAGCGAGGAAGAGGAGCGCAACAUGAAACAUUACGCAGCGCUGCUAACGGGUCGCACAUCCUACUUCCUGAAGGGCGAGGAAAUGAAGUCCAUGUAUACGACAUACAAUCCACAGAAUGUGGUUGCAACCGCACGCUUUCUGUUCCACAAGAAGAAUCUGUAUUAUUCGUUCUACACAUCGGCGCGGAUCGGUCGUCCCCGGGCCAUACAAUUCGUGGACGAUGCGGGCGUUAUACUCGAGGAGCAUCAGCUGGAGACGACACUGAGUGGCACCCUCAGCGUCUAUCAGAAUGCAACGGGCAAAAUAUGUGGCGUGUGGCGACGUGUGCCACGCGAUUACAAGCGCAUUCUGCGCGACGAUCGUCUCCAUGUGGUGCUGCUGUGGGGCAACAAACACCAAUCGGAACUGGCCCUGGCCGGCAAGAUCGCCAAAUAUACGGCACUGCAAACGGAACUGUUUAGUUCGCUGCUGGAGCCACCAUUGACGGCGAGUGGCAAACCGGAUCCACAGCUGGCCGGUGCCGGUGGCACAGCGAUCGUUUCGACAAGCAGCGGGGCAGCGAGCUCAAUGCAUUUGACUCUCGUAUUCAAUGGCAUCUUUGGCACCGAGGAGUAUGCCGAUUCAACGCUCAGUGUCCGCAUUGAGCUGCCGGAGCGCAAAGAAGUCAUUUUCGAUGAAUUGUCCCGUGUGCGCAAACCAUCCGCAGAGAUCAAUGUCCUCGAAUUAUCCUCACCAAUAUCCAUACAGAACCUGCGGCUAAUGUCGCGCGGCAAACUGCUGCUCACCGUCGAAUCGAAGAAGUAUCCCCAAUUGCGCAUUCAGGGCCACAUUGUGACGCGUGCCAGUUGUGAGAUAUUCCAAACGUUGCUGGCACCACCGAUGCACGGCGGCGAGUUGAGCACCACCAGGAGCAGUGGCUUGGCAUGGGUGUAUCUAAACACAGACGGGUCGCUCGCCUACAACAUUGAGACGGAUCAUGUGAACACCAGAGAUCGUCCGAACAUCAGCCUCAUCGAGGAACAGGGCAAACGCAAGGCCAAACUCGAAGAUCUAACACCCAGUUUUAAUUUCAAUCAGGCCAUUGGCACUGUGGAGAAACUGGGACCCAAGGUCCUCGAAUCCCUAUAUGCGGGUGAAUUGGGCGUCAAUGUGGCCACCGAGCAUGAGGCAAGCCUGAUACGUGGCCGCCUCGUGCCACGACCCGUUGCCGAUGCACGAGACUCUGCCGAACCGAUACUGCUCAAGCAGCACAUGGAGCAUGGAUCAUCGGCAUCGGCAUCGGCAUCGGCAUCUGCUGGCCAUAGCAUGGGCAUGGCCUGGAUGUCCAUCGAUAACGAGUGCAAUCUGCACUAUGAGAUCACAUUGAGCGGCGUGCCAACGCAGGAGCUGCAACUCUAUCUGGAGGAGAAGCCAAUUGAGGCAAUUGGAGCGCCUGUGACACGUAAACUGCUCGAGGAGUUCAACGGACAGUAUAUGGAGGGUUUCCUGCUGGGCAUGCCAUCAGCGGAGCUAAUCAAACUGGAGACGAGCGUCUGCUAUCUGGAGUUGCAUGCCAAGCACAGUCACCAGCUGCUGCUGCGUGGCAAACUCAAGUCCACAAAGGUGCCCGCCCACUGUUUCCCCAUCUAUACGGACAACAAUGUGCCGGUGCCGGGCGAUCAUAAUGAUAAUCAAAUGCUAACCGCUGAAACGAAAUGCUUCCAUUCGGGUCGUUUCUACAAUGAGUCGGAGCAGUGGCGCAGCGCACAGGAUACGUGCCACAUGUGCGCCUGCCAGCGUGGCCAAUCCAAUUGUGAGCCAAUCAAGUGUCCGGCACUCAAGUGCAAGCCACUCACCGAGCAACUGUUGCAGCGCGAGGGUGAAUGUUGUCCCACUUGCGUCGCGAGACGUGGUGAAAAUGGCGCCGAUUGGCAUAUGGCAGCUGGUGCGACAACAUCAUCCACAUCCAUUGCUGCGCACAGCAAUAAUGGCAGCAGCGAUCUGUUGCAGCCGCAUCGCGGCUGUCGUUUGGGCGAUCAAUUUCAUGCCGCCGGCGCCAGCUGGCAUCCGUUCUUGCCACCGAACGGUUUCGAUACGUGCACCACAUGCAGCUGUGAUAUUCUGACGCUGGAGGUGCGCUGUCCACGGAUGGUCUGCCCGCCGCUGCAGUGCAUCGAGAAGUUGGCCUUUCGGCCCGAUAAAAAGGCAUGCUGCAAGGUCUGUCCCGAGGGCAAGCAGAGCACUCAUGGCCAGAGCAGCAAGCAUACGCCCAGUAAUCCCAAUGUCCUACACGAUCAGGCAAUGCAGCAUUCGGCUGCCCAUACCGCUGAAGAGGUACUCAACGCCGGUGGCUGCAAGGUCGUCAAUAAGAUCUACGAGAACGGACAGGAAUGGCAUCCCGUGCUCAUGUCCCACGGCGAACAGAAGUGCAUCAAAUGUCGCUGCAAGGACUCGAAGGUGAAUUGCGAUCGCAAGCGUUGCUCUCGCUCCACGUGCCAGCAGACGCGCGUCUCCGGCAAGCGUCGCCUGUUCGACAAGCCCGGCAGCGAGGCGGCGACGGGGGCGGGUGGCGGACCACAGCCGAUUGAUGAAUGCUGCUCGACGCAGUGCCGACGCUCGCGACGUCAUCACAAGAGGCAGCCGCAUCAUCAGCAGCGGGCGGCCAGCAGCUGAGCAGUUGGCAGGCGCAACAGGGGCAACAGAAUUUGUGUACUCUCCCAACGAGAGCGAGAAAGCGUGACAGGGAGCGAGCUAGCGAGCGACAGAAAGAGAGAGCAAGAACAAUGUAAACUUGUAUUAUAGCAAACAAAACAAAACAAAACAAAACAACAACAAAAAAAUAGAAAGCAUGCACAGAGCGAGUGAGCGAGCGAGAAAGCCUGCGAGC
Drosophila grimshawi is the source of this 3541-nucleotide messenger RNA. RefSeq names its product dorsal-ventral patterning protein Sog (gene sog). Bases 61 to 3327 code for a protein of 1088 amino acids. The record is from RefSeq and is a predicted model, not a curated record. Gene Ontology annotation, molecular function: protein binding. NCBI's taxonomy places the organism in Eukaryota, Metazoa, Arthropoda, Insecta, Diptera, Drosophilidae. The transcript has 6 exons.